AUGCAAAUCACCACGGAUACCAACGAAUAUGUUCGGUCCAUCCAGCAGGCGCUUCAGUCGCUCACUGCUGCGACGGAGCGAUGUCAAUUGACGUACAUUGGCAGCAUUAGUCACAAUGUGCAUAGCCUCAGUACGAGAGAGGGCUCGCGGAGGGCGCUGGUCUUGGAGGCAUACAGAUUCCUCCAAGCCGCUCAGGGGCCGAUAGAUGCCGCUGCGACGUGUUAUGAACAGACCGCCCAUUUAGCCACUGUCCGAGCGCUGCUUGAGAUGGGAGUUUUCGAGGAGCUCCCAAACGAUGGUACUCCUCGAUCAACGAGCGACUUGGCAGCCAGGUUGGGUGUUGACCAGUCUCUACUCACGCGCUUGUUAAGGCACGCCUCGCUCUACGGCCCUCUCGAGAGAACGGGCGAGGAAUUGUACCGACACACCCCCUUCUCACUGGUAUACCUGCGCCCUGAGAUCAGGGGGAUGUUUAGAUUCGCCAUGAACGAACACAUGCCAGCCCACCUGAAGCUCCACGAAUUCCUAACCCUCAACUCCUGGAAAACACCAGACUCCACGGCAAACAACCCAUAUACACACGCCCACCAAACCAACGGCAAAACUAUGUUCGCGAACAUCUCGACCAAACCAGACAGAGUGAAAGCGUUCAACGACGGAAUGACAGUCCAAGCCAUGACCGCAAUCUGGAUGAUCGACCUGUUCCCCUUCCACAAGACCUUCUCUGCCUCGGAUUCUAGGCCUGCUGCUGUCCUCGCUGUCGAUAUUGGCGGGGGGAGGGGUAAAGCCAUCGCACGGAUCCGCGAUCUAUCCGGCGACGUACGUGGCCGCUUCAUUCUCCAAGAUCAGGCGCAUGUAAUCGCUGGACUUGAGCGUGGUACUGCAUCUACAUCGUAUCUAGAUGGGAUAGAGACUGUGGCACACGACUUUUUCAUAGAACAGCCGGUUCGCGGGGCGUUGGUUUAUCUGAUACGCCGAUGCUUGCACAAUUGGCCGGAGGAUAGGGUUGUGCAAAUCCUGAAACAUACAGCUGCAGCAAUGGAGCCGGGCCAUUCACGCCUCCUGAUCGAAGAAAUCAUUGUUCCUGUUCGAGAUCCCGGUAUUGAGGAAGGGUGGAUGGAUCUGAUAAUGAUGACGCUUGGUGCGAAGCAACGAACUUUGGAGGAGUGGAGGGCAGUUUUGGCGAAGAGUGGCCUUGAAUUGACUAAUGUUUACCAGGUUGAGGGGUAUUGCCAUGGCUUGAUUGAGGCGAGAGUCGUGAGUUAGGUAUGGUACUCCGUAGUCGAAAU
Aspergillus calidoustus is the source of this 1289-nucleotide messenger RNA. Lineage: Eukaryota; Fungi; Ascomycota; Eurotiomycetes; Eurotiales; Aspergillaceae. The record is from the annotation of a GenBank genome assembly.